Musca vetustissima is the source of this 618-nucleotide messenger RNA. RefSeq lists its product as uncharacterized. The record is from RefSeq and is a predicted model, not a curated record. The transcript is spliced from 3 exons. Lineage: Eukaryota; Metazoa; Arthropoda; Insecta; Diptera; Muscidae. The annotation marks the transcript as partial.
UUUACAGAAAUCUGGGAACAAGAUCUUUCGGAUACCUUUAAAAUUGAAGGUUCCGAUCAGGGCAUACAAAAAGUCAAUUUAAAAUGUGGCUCCGAUUCAAUGCAUGUUGUACUGGAGACAGAAAAGCCCUUCACUGGUGUUAUGUACACCCGCGGUAGUUUUUACAAACAAACCGCACCGUGUUUUGUAAAACCCACCUCAAGUUCGGGCGAAAAAUCAUUGGAAAUGAGUUUUGCCUUGGAUCAGUGUCAAACGGUUAAGGAUGGUGAACUCUAUUCGAAUAUUGUUGUUAUUCAAAACGAUCCCGAGUUAAUAACACCCGGUGAUUCGGCAUUUUCAUUGGAAUGUGAUUUUCGUCAGCCCCGAAAUUUGGAUGUAGAAGCUUCGAUGCAGACAAGAGAUAGAAUUGCUUAUGGUUCGAAAAUUACACUAACAAGUCCUGAUCCUUCCUCGAAGGAUUCAGGCAAGUCAUUGCACUCAACAACAACAGUUAGUAAUGAUACAAACACGGUUAGCUAUAUACCCAAAAAUAAUCAAAAACAAGAAGAUGAGGAUAAUUCCAUACACUUGGGUACCGUGGAAGAUGUAACACACAUAUACACAAGAGAAGAAUUAUAG